Molecule: messenger RNA, 2401 nt
Organism: Solanum dulcamara
Lineage: Eukaryota; Viridiplantae; Streptophyta; Magnoliopsida; Solanales; Solanaceae
Product: outer envelope protein 80, chloroplastic
Exons: 16
Coding region: 78-2174 (698 amino acids)
Biological process (GO): embryo development ending in seed dormancy; chloroplast organization
Cellular component (GO): outer membrane
Source: RefSeq, a predicted model, not a curated record
CGCCCCUCUUUAGGGAGUGCAAUAUCACUCUCUUCUUCAACCCCUAAAACCCUAGUGGGUUACAGUCGCAUUCAGCUAUGCCCCAAAACGAAGACGUUCGCUUCACUUCAUCUUCUAUCAAACUCCCUAUCUUCUCUCCCCCUCAUCUACAUCACCAUACCCUAAACCCAUUCUUCACCAAUCUACACUUAAUUCUGCAAAAAUUUCCCAAAUUCCAACACCCAUUUCAUCAAAGUGAUGGAAUUUCCCAAACUUUAUCCAAAUUCACACACCCAUUUCAUCAAAAGUUCAAUCCCCAAAAUGCAAUUCUGCAAUUUCUAACAAAACCCAGAAACAUCAACCUAUUUUCAUGGAAUUUAUCAAGUACCCCUCUACUUUGCUGUGCAUCAAUUGCAUUAACUCAGAGCAACUUGGAUGGGAUUCCGUCUUCGGGCCCGAAAAUCGGCAGUGGGAACGAGGAGAGAGUUCUGAUCAGUGAAGUCUUAGUGAGAAAUAAGGAUGGCGAAGAACUUGAAAGGAAGGAUUUGGAGAGUGAGGCGUUGAAUGCACUCAAAGCAUGCCGACCCAAUUCGGCGCUUACUGUGCGAGAGGUGCAAGAGGAUGUGCAUAGGAUUGUUGCUAGUGGCUACUUUUGCUCUUGCAUGCCUGUUGCUGUGGAUACUAGAGAUGGUAUUCGCUUGGUAUUCCAGGUAGAACCAAACCAAGAGUUCCAUGGUUUGGUAUGUGAAGGAGCAAGUGUGCUUCCAGCAAGGUUUAUAGAGGAUUCUUUUCGAGAUGGAUAUGGAAAAAUUGUUAAUAUCAAGCGGAUAGAUGAAAUAAUAAGCUCUAUAAAUGGUUGGUACAUGGAGCGGGGUCUUUUUGGAUUGGUAUCGGGUAUAGAGAUGCUCUCUGGAGGUAUGAUUAGGCUAGAAGUUUCUGAAGCAGAGGUGAAUAACAUAGCCAUCCGUUUCCUUGAUAGGACUGGUGAGCCAAGUGUAGGGAAAACAAGGCCUGAAACUAUACUUCGGCAGCUUACUACUAAGAAAGGACAGGUUUACAGCAUGCUUCAAGGGAAAAGAGAUGUGGACACUGUCUUAGCUAUGGGCGUUAUGGAAGAUGUUAGCAUUAUUCCCCAACCUGCUGGAGACACUGGUAAGGUAGACUUAGUUAUGAAUGUUGUUGAGCGCAAGAGUGGGGGUGGUAUUUCUGCCGGUGGUGGAAUUUCUAGUGGGAUCACAAGUGGACCCCUUGCUGGAUUGAUUGGCAGUUGUGCGAUAUAUCACAAGAAUCUUUUCGGGAGAAAUCAAAAGCUGAAUUUGUCGCUAGAGCGGGGGCAAAUUGACUCGAUCUUUCGGAUAAAUUAUACAGUUCCAUGGAUUGAAGGAGAUGAUAAGAGGACUUCAAGGUCAAUUAUGAUACAGAAUUCGAGGACACCUGGCACACUUGUUCAUAAUCACCCUGGUGGUAGCCUGACGAUUGGACGUGUGACGGCGGGGAUUGAAUACAGUCGGCCAUUCAGGCCAAAGUGGAAUGGGACAGCCGGAAUGGUAUUUCAGCGUGCUGGUGCUCGGGAUGACAAGGGGAAUCCUAUUAUAAGGGACUACUACAGUAGUCCACUUACUGCAAGUGGCAACACUCACGAUGAUAUGUUACUUGCCAAGCUUGAGACUGUCUAUACUGGUUCUGGUGACCCUGGUUCUUCAGUGUUUGUUUUCAACAUGGAUCAGGGACUUCCUGUGUGGUCAGAGUGGCUAGUUUUCAACAGAGUCAAUGCUCGUGCUAGAAAAGGAUUGGUAUUAGGUCCUAUGCGUCUUCUCCUUAGCUUCUCUGGUGGUCAUGUGGUCGGUAAUUUUCCACCUCAUGAAGCAUUUGUGCUUGGUGGAACCAAUAGUGUAAGAGGAUAUGAAGAAGGCACAGUUGGCUCUGGUCGGUCUUAUGUGGUUGGCUGUGGAGAAAUUUCCUUCCCUCUGAUGGGGCCAGUAGAAGGGGCUGUAUUUGCUGAUUAUGGCACAGACCUUGGAUCUGGUCCAACUGUUCCUGGUGAUCCUGCUGGAGCAAGGCUAAAACCUGGAAGUGGAUAUGGAUGUGGGGUUGGUAUUCGCGUAGGCUCGCCACUGGGACCUUUAAGACUAGAGUACGCCUUCAAUGACCAACGGACCGGGAGGUUUCACUUUGGGGUUGGCCUAAGGAACUGAUACUAUUCCUUACCUCUUUUUGUUGGACAUUUUUAUCUUCUUAUUCUUUUGGUUUGCUUUCUUAGGUUAAUUCAUUUACAUCUCUCUCGGGUUUGAAUGUAACAUGCACGUAGUGUUUAGAAGGCCCCAUUCGCGGCUCCUUGAACUUGACUAAAAUUUCCAUUCACACCCGAACUAAGGGCGUGACCUAUUAAACACUUGAAGUCUAUAAAAUUUACAACAGCAUA